Pseudonaja textilis is the source of this 3097-nucleotide messenger RNA. The record is from RefSeq and is a predicted model, not a curated record. NCBI's taxonomy places the organism in Eukaryota, Metazoa, Chordata, Lepidosauria, Squamata, Elapidae.
GGGGAGAUUUGGCGCGCGCGCGGUGGUGCCGCUGCCUCGGAGGCGAGAGGGGAUCCCGGGUGUGCCGUUGACGGGGAACGCGGGACAGGUACAACUGUAGGUAGAGAAAUGUAAACUUGCAGUUCAUGCAGGAAACUUCCCCAGCAUCUAAUUCAAGCAGAGGUAAGAUAUACAAAUUGAAAAUGCCAUUUUUUGGGCAAAUUGUUGUUAUUAAGAGAAAUGGGACCGAUGGAACUCAUUUUCCGCUCACCGCAAGCUCUUGUUUGUUUGGAAGGGAAAAACAAUGUGAUAUUCGAAUCCAGCUUCCUCAAGUUUCUAAAGAACAUUGUAAAAUUGAAGUCAAUGAAAAUAAAGAGGCAGUGCUGUUUAACUUGAGUUCUGCAAAUCCAACACAGCUAAAUGGGAAUCACUUUCAAGAUCCCACACACUUAAAACAUGGAGAUAUACUUACAAUUAUUGAUCGUUCUUUCAGGUUUGAAUAUCCACCUCCCCCACUUCCUCAGAAGAGAUUUUCUAGAUCUCAAGAGAAGGAAACAUUACAGAUUCUUCAUGUUCAGCAUAUGCAACAGAUGGACUUGCUGCACCCACAAAACGAAGAUUACAAAAGUUCUCCGAUUACUGGCAAGAAAUGUGAAACUUGUUCUCCCAGAAGAAAUGAGAAGAAACUUCAAAAACAAUACAGCGACCCACCUGAAUUUAAGUACAAAAUGCACAGUAUUGAAAAAGCAAAUGAAUUGUCUCCUUUUAGCAAACUUUAUGAAUUAAUGAAACAUGAAGAUGGCACAGGCAAUGUAAAGGAAAAUACUGGUAAUGAGACCUUGCUGGAAGAUGUAUUUCACUCAAGAUCUAGGAGGUCUGCAAUGAAUCGAGCAAAGUUAACUAAAGUUGAACAAUCUGAAGAUAGUAAAAUUCAAGGAAAGCAUGGUGGUAUAGCAAGUCCAAUACCAACAUUCGAAAAGAAGAAAUCUGAAAAAUCAAGCACUCAAAAUUGUGAUAUGCAACAGAAACAAGAAUGUGAAGGUGCAAAUCAGUCAGAUUUUAAGAACAUAGAAGAGAAUGAAGUGGAAAAGUGUGCACAUUUUAAAGCCAAUCAGCAGAGCGCACAGCAUUUCCCUGAAUCAUGUAUACUGUCAUUGGAUUAUACAGAAAAGGCUAAAUGCCUUAACAAAUUUAACAUAACAGAUGCUUUCACAUCUAUAGAAAAUACUUUGCCCAAAGCAAAGCCUAGCCAGGAGAGUACUCAAAAUUAUUCCAGUCCAUGUUCUAGAAAGCCUCGAAGAUCUUCCAGGUCCAGAAGAACAGGGGUUGAAAGAGAUUCUCUGAACAAAAUGAAGAGCUCUGAAGAAAUGAAAGAGUGUCCCGUACAAGUUAGUGGGCAGGAGCAUGAGUCUGGUAUUUUGAUUGAAAAUAUAUCUUCUAAAACAAAUGAAAAUAGAGAACUGGUUACAGAAGCAGUGCUAAAUCUGAAAGAUUCAGAAGAUGGAAAUUCUAGUACUGAUUUCAGUUCACUUCAUCUUAAUACUAGUGAAAACUGCAAUAACAUUGAACUAAAUAAAAUUAUUUCAAAUGAAUAUUCUUGUACAGAGGCAAUAGAUAAAGAAUCGAUAAUCCCAGCAGAUCUUUCCCAAACCAGUGAAAUAAUGGCAAAUGAGAUUCCUGAAAAAAACUUGGAAACAAAGUGUCCUACAAAUGAAAAUAAAAUAGGAACAGAAAAGCAUGAGCAGAAUAUUAAUAUGAAAAACGAUAUAUCUACUUUUUCCAGUUCUUAUGAAAGCAGAGUGCAAACAUCAGCCAGGGUUAAUGCUGUCUCUGAAAUGAAUGCUUUAUGUCCACUUAAUAAAAAGUCAGAGGCUAAGAAAUCACCUCAAAAGCGUAGAGGUACAGAACUAGAUUUUCUAGUCCAAUCCCUUGGAAAGAGGAAGAGAGUUUCUUUUGGUGGUCAAUUGAGUCCUGAACUCUUUGAUAAGCGCUUACCUCCAAACUCGCCACUUAAAAAAGGAGCCAUUCCAGCGAGACUAAGUAUGCCAUUUGGAAACUCACCACGAGCAGUUCUGAAAAAAGCUGCAGAAUUAAGUCAGUCUGUAAUACAGGGUUCCUUUGAGAGAAAGCAAUAUGAAAAGAUUGUGUCAAGGCAAGCUGACUCACAUAGUGCACCCCAGAAGCAACAAUUCAUCUCUGAUCCUCAUGUUACAAGUCAGCCUUCAGAGAGUGAGGAAACCACUACACAAGAGAUGCCUAUGAAUAGCUUAUUCAGUGAAGUUAAAAAAACAGUAUCCAGCGCCACUUCAUCAUUAAGGAGCAAACCCUGUACUCCAAGAAGAAGUUCUACACGUGGAAAAAGUGGAGUUAUGGGUACUAUUCACUCCAAAAGACGAAGUGGUGCUUCUGAAGCCAACUUGAUGGUUGCGAAGUCUUGGGCAGAAGUAGUGAAACAAGGUAUUCCAAAACUGCAACUGAAGUCUGCUUCAAAACAGGGCUUUAAAACAAGAUCAGUGAAGAAAGUGGCUUCAAAAUCAUCAAAGAAGAACAGUUCAUUAAAAACACCUAAAAGAAAAAUCAGCGGUCACUUCACAACAGGACAUGCAAAUUCUCCUGCUCCAAUUGUGAUUGGAAAAGCUCAUACUGGAAUUUUGAAUAUAACUGCACAAGUUCCUAAGGUGGUGAUCAAUUAUCCUUUGAAAAAGCAUUGUGACCUCAAUGAAAGCUUUACAGGGUUGGCUGAAAUGUUCUGCAGUCCAUCGGAUGGAAAACAGAAAAGUUUUAUACCAGAAACUCAGAUAUCAGAAAUACAUUCAUCAGAAGUAUUUGAAAAAAAGUCUGUUUUGGAUGUUAAUAUUUCAAGCCAAAGAGCUCACAAUCAAGAUAUAAUAUCCCCAGCCUUGGAAGAAGUGUCACAAAUACCCAUUCAUGAUAAUUUAGUGGUAUCACUAAAUGAAAGAAAUAUAAUGGGAAUGGAAGAAGAAAAACUACAACAAGAAUCGGAGCCAGUCAGACAACUUUUGGAAAUUAAGAGGCUUUUGAAGACAACUAAGGAAAGGUCUGAACCUCCUGAAGUACUUUCAGGAGUCAAGAGGCUCUUGAAGACACCUAAGCAAAA